GUGAUGGCUCCACGACUUCUCCCUGACGGGCUGUAUGACCCCGACCGGCUGCUGCUGGCAACAUUAUGACAACAGAGAAGAGUUUAGUGGCUGAGGCUGAAAAUUCACAGCACCAACAACAGAAGGAAGAAGGUGAGGGAGCCACAAAUUCUGGCCAACAAGAAACUCAGCUGGAGGAGCCUUAUCAAGAGGCAGCUGAAGGAGAUAAUCAGUGUGAACAGAAGCUGAAAACAUCUAAUGGAGAUACUCCUACACAUGAAGACUUAACCAAGAACAAGGAACGGACAUCAGAAAACAGGGGCUUAUCACGGCUGUUCUCCUCGUUUCUCAAAAGGCCUAAGUCUCAGGUGUCUGAGGAAGAAGGCAAAGAAGUAGAGUCAGCUAAAGAGAAAUGUGAAGGAGGUCAGAAGGAGAUAGAAUUUGGAACCGGCCUUGAUGAAGAGAUCAUUUUAAAGGCCCCAAUUGCAGCUCCUGAACCUGAACUCAAAACAGACCCAUCCUUGGAUCUUCAUUCAUUAAGCAGUGCAGAAACACAGCCUGCCCAGGAAGAACACAGAGAAGACCCAGAUUUUGAAACUAAAGAAGGAGGAGGACUUGAAGAGUGCUGUAAAAUAGAAGUGAAAGAAGAAAGUCCUGAAUCAAAAGCAGAAAGAGAAUUACAAACUUCCCAGAAAUCAAUCAGAAGACACAGAAACAUGCAUUGCAAGGUUUCUUUGUUGGAUGACACAGUUUACGAAUGUGUUGUGGAGAAACAUGCUAAGGGACAGGAUUUGCUUAAACGAGUGUGUGAGCACCUCAAUCUUUUGGAAGAGGACUACUUCGGACUAGCCGUUUGGGAUAAUGCAACCUCUAAGACAUGGCUGGAUUCUGCCAAAGAAAUAAAAAAGCAGGUUCGUGGUGUCCCCUGGAAUUUCACCUUUAAUGUCAAGUUUUAUCCACCUGACCCAGCACAGUUAACAGAAGAUAUAACAAGGUAUUAUUUAUGCCUCCAGCUUCGACAGGACAUAGUUGCAGGACGUCUGCCCUGUUCCUUUGCAACCUUAGCGCUAUUAGGUUCUUAUACCAUCCAGUCUGAGCUGGGAGACUAUGACCCAGAACUUCAUGGUGCGGAUUAUGUUAGUGAUUUUAAACUGGCCCCAAAUCAGACCAAGGAACUUGAAGAGAAGGUCAUGGAACUGCAUAAGUCAUACAGGUCCAUGACUCCAGCUCAAGCUGACCUGGAAUUUCUUGAGAAUGCCAAAAAGUUGUCUAUGUAUGGUGUUGACCUUCAUAAAGCAAAGGACUUGGAGGGAGUGGAUAUCAUCCUAGGUGUCUGCUCUAGUGGCCUUCUGGUUUAUAAAGAUAAGCUGAGAAUUAACCGCUUUCCUUGGCCUAAAGUGCUGAAGAUUUCUUACAAACGUAGCAGCUUUUUCAUCAAGAUUCGACCUGGAGAGCAAGAGCAAUAUGAAAGUACCAUUGGAUUCAAACUUCCCAGUUACCGAGCAGCUAAGAAAUUAUGGAAAGUCUGUGUAGAGCAUCACACAUUUUUCAGACUGACAUCUACAGACACCAUUCCUAAAAGCAAAUUUCUUGCCCUGGGAUCCAAAUUUCGAUACAGUGGCCGGACUCAGGCUCAGACCAGGCAAGCUAGUGCUCUGAUUGACAGGCCUGCUCCACACUUUGAGCGUACAGCAAGCAAACGGGCAUCCCGGAGCCUUGAUGGAGCAGCAGCUGUUGAUUCAGACAGAAGUCCUCGGCCCACUUCUGCACCAGCCAUUGCUCAGAGUCAGGUCACAGAAGGCAGUGUUCCAGAUGCAUCUGUCAAAAAAACAGUGGUCUCUAAAGCACAGAAGGAAACAGUGAAGUUCGAAGUGAAAAAGGAAGAAGAGCCACCGGAGCAAGCUGAGCCGGAGCCCACAGAAGUGUGGAAGGUGGAAAAAACCCACAUCGAGGUCACAGUACCUACCUCAAAUGGUGACCAAACACAGAAGCUUGCAGAAAAAACGGAAGAUCUGAUAAGAAUGAGGAAGAAAAAGAGAGAGAGACUAGAUGGUGAAAACAUUUAUAUCAGACAUAGCAAUUUAAUGUUGGAGGAUUUAGACAAAAGUCAAGAAGAGAUAAAAAAACAUCAUGCCAGCAUCAGUGAGCUGAAAAAGAACUUUAUGGAAUCUGUACCAGAACCACGGCCUAGUGAAUGGGAUAAACGCUUAUCCACUCACUCCCCAUUCCGAACACUUAACAUCAAUGGGCAGCUUCCCACAGGAGAAGGACCUCCCCUGGUGAAGACUCAGACUGUCACCAUCUCAGAUACUGCCAGUGCUUUGAAAAGCGAAAUCCCAACCAAAGAUGUCCCUAUUGUUCACACUGAGACCAAGACCAUCACUUAUGAGGCUGCCCAGACUGAUGAUAGCAACGGAGACUUGGACCCAGGAGUCUUGCUAACAGCUCAGACCAUCACAUCUGAGACCACAAGCAGUACAACCACAACUCAGAUUACCAAGACUGUAAAAGGUGGGAUUUCAGAGACACGGAUUGAGAAGAGAAUUGUGAUCACAGGAGAUGCCGAUAUUGACCAUGAUCAGGUCCUCGUACAGGCCAUCAAGGAGGCAAAGGAGCAGCACCCAGACAUGUCAGUGACCAAGGUGGUCGUCCAUCAGGAGACCGAAAUCUCUGAGGAAUGAGCUCAGGAACUAUCCUACCCCAACUCCCCGCCUGUCUCCCAUCCAAGAGAAAACCAGCAAAAUGAUAAAGAAGCUUUCCUGCAAUAGUCAGACAUCAGACUUUGAAAAUUACUCUAAACCACCAGAAAAUUUCACUUUCUAUUUGGAAUUUAUACCAAGAGAGUCUUCUAGACAUCACUGGUUCUUUUAAUACUUUUUCUACAUUGUGAUACCAGAAAUUGUUCAACUUUUCACUCUAUGGACUGUUUUUAAAGAGCUUUUUGGUUUUUUUAUGGGGUGGUUUGUAACCCCUUUAACCUAGCCUCUCUCCAUUUAUUUCCAACCCAGAUCCUGACAGGUCCACAGAAUUCUUGGGGAAAUCCUCCAAAGAUUCUGUCAGCUGUGUUGGGGGCCAAAGCCAGCUUAAUGGGGCUUUCCUGCUCGUCCCCUAGUUUUAUACCCUUUGGAUGUCAGCAGAAACUUCAUUCACCAGCCCUUUCUCAGAGCCAAUGAUGUGACUUUACCAUGUGAGGCAGGGCAGCUGUCCUGAUCCACAGGCCCCAGGAAAACGUCCCU
This is a messenger RNA of Puma concolor (puma), 3215 nucleotides long. The record is from RefSeq and is a predicted model, not a curated record. NCBI's taxonomy places the organism in Eukaryota, Metazoa, Chordata, Mammalia, Carnivora, Felidae.